UUUCGCUCCCACUCGCAAAUUCUGCAAAUCCAUAAAAAUCUCGAUUCAUCACUUACUCUGUCAAGAUCUGUAAAUUUAUGGAUGAUCCAUAUAUUUAAUCUGUUUCUGUGAUCAAAUGCAUGCUUAUGCAGGGAUGAACAACCCUUCAAUCUGAGGUCUGUGUUAUUUUUUCUUAUUCUGUUCAUAAGGAAGAAGCUUUGGCUGUUUCAGGCUUCGAAGGAAUCGAAUGGAGGGAGAAAAUGAUGGAAACACGGUUCCAGAGAUGGAACCGGCCGGCGCGGUCUCGGAGCCUCAGGUUCCGCCAGUUCCGGAGGCGGCGGCUGUCUUCGAGGAGAAUCGGAGCUAUGUUGGAGGCGAUGGCGGUGAGGGAGGUAUGGCUGUGGGCGAUGUAGGCGUAGGCAGGGGCGCAUUUAUUGUGAAGAGAAAGAGAGGACGGCCGAGAAAGCAGCAAGGAGCGGCGGAGGUGCGGCAGGAACUAAUGUUUGUGGCGGCACCUUCUUCAACUUCUCUGCAAAAGCGAGGGAGAGGCCGUCCCAAAGGAACUGGAAAAUGGCAAACACUAGCUGCUUCGUUAGGGGAGAGUUCGGGAGAUCCAGGGGAAAGCAAAUUCACUCCUUACACUAUUACAAUUCGAGCAGGGGAGAACAUUGCUCAAAGAUUCUUUUCAUUUGCACGAAGAACUUGUGAAUCACUAUGCAUAAUCUCAGCUUCUGGAACAGUUUCAUAUGCCGAAAUUCGUCAAUCUAGUUCAUGUGGUGGCAUUCUCAGAUAUGAGGGUUCUUUUGAUAUUGUAUGCCUGUCUGGAUCACAGUUAGAUAACAUAGCAGGGGGUGUUCAAGGAAAAAUCUGCGUACUAAGUGUUCUGCUUUCUGAUCCGGAUGGUACCCUUGUCGGUGGUGCUGUAGGGGAUUCACUAAUUGCAGGAGGACCAACUCAACUUGUGGUUGCGACAUUCAGACAAGAUCCGACGGAGCAAGUGACUAAGGAGAGUCCUUCAAGUGAACCUUCAAAGCAGGAAAACGAUGCAUUGGCCGUAGAACCAUUACAGCAAGCAACAAAUGGGGAUCUACAAGAAGCAGAAGUGAAUGGUCCUGCAUCCUCUGUUUCUCCCACCUCAGUACCUCUUCCAGUCGAAGCAGCGCCAGAUUCUGCCGUCCGUGGCCUUGAUGUAAACUACGCCUCGCCCCAUCCACCACCGUUUCAAUGGACAGGCUUGCCUGAUGCAGAUCACAGGGGAGUUGGUGACAAUCAGUGAAAACCAUCUUUCUUUUUACCUCACUUCCUGAAAUGAAUAACAACUCUUGAAUAAUUGUAGUAUGGAUUAUUGAGCAGUGAUUCUUUACUUAUUUUCUUUAUACCAAUUGGCAUGUACAUAUGUAUAUAUAUGUAUAUGUGUAAAAUAUUCUUAGUUUCU
Molecule: messenger RNA, 1414 nt
Organism: Andrographis paniculata
Lineage: Eukaryota; Viridiplantae; Streptophyta; Magnoliopsida; Lamiales; Acanthaceae
Product: AT-hook motif nuclear-localized protein 9-like
Exons: 5
Coding region: 227-1255 (342 amino acids)
Molecular function (GO): minor groove of adenine-thymine-rich DNA binding
Source: RefSeq, a predicted model, not a curated record